CGCCGCCAAGAUGGCUGGAGUUUGUAGUUUGAGCGAGAGGAGGAAGCCGUUGCCCGGGCUUCCUCCGCGCCCUCUUCCCGGACUCCGUUUCCCGGCGGCCCUCGCGAGGCGCCUCCCUCGGCCGCCCUCUCCGCCCUCGGCUCGGCACCGCCGUCCCUCCCUUUCGGCGGAGACAUUUGCGAAGCCUUUUUCCAAGAUGGCGGCCUGGGGAAGGAGGCGCGCGGGGCCCGGCAGCUCCAGCGGCGGCGCCGCCCGGGAGAGGGUCUCCUUAUCUGCCACGGACUGUUAUAUUGUUCACGAAAUCUACAACGGGGAGAAUGCCCAGGACCAGUUUGAAUACGAGCUGGAGCAAGCUUUGGAAGCCCAGUACAAGUACAUUGUGAUUGAGCCCACCCGCAUCGGGGACGAGACGGCCCGCUGGAUCACGGUGGGGAACUGCCUGCACAAGACGGCGGUGCUGGCUGGCACGGCCUGCCUCUUCACCCCUCUGGCUCUCCCCGUGGAUUAUUCCCACUACAUCUCUCUGCCGGCCGGCGUGCUCAGCGUGGCCUGCUGCACCCUCUAUGGGAUCUCUUGGCAGUUUGACCCCUGCUGCAAGUAUCAGGUGGAGUACAACGCCUACAAACUCUCCCGCCUGCCGUUGCACACGCUGACCACCUCCACCCCCGUUGUGCUAGUGAGGAAGGACGAUCUGCACAGGAAGAGACUGCACAACACGAUAGCCCUGGCGGCCCUGGUGUACUGUGUAAAGAAGGUGUACGAACUCUACGCCGUAUGAUCGCGGCUAAGAAAGGGGGAAACCCGUCCGAACCAAUAAGGUGUAUUAAGGACUCCUACAGGAACAUUCGACUUUUUUCCUCUUGAAGUGGUGCCUGGAAACCGUUUUGGUUUACCCGAUUAUUAUUAUUGUUGCUUUGGUUAUUAUUUUCUUUUGGGGGGGGGGGGAAGAAACAAUCACACGUCACAGAUGCAUCAAGGGAUGUCUGUUAUUUUUGUAUGCCCCAGACCUAGAUCCGGAACAGGAUGAGCAAGGAAGACGGUCGUGGGGUCUCGUUGAAAGCAAAACAAUACAGGGGGUUGGGUAGAUUUGGGUUCUUCCACCCCGCACCCCCCCUUGGGAAAACCCUUAAGUAUCUUGUUUCAUUGUAUUCUACAGAACCAGCUCAAAGAUAUCACUGACCUUUCAUUAAAGGAUGACAAUUUCAAA
Crotalus tigris (Tiger rattlesnake) is the source of this 1207-nucleotide messenger RNA. It is a transcript of the gene TMEM11, whose product is annotated as transmembrane protein 11. Gene Ontology annotation, cellular component: mitochondrial inner membrane. Gene Ontology annotation, biological process: inner mitochondrial membrane organization. Lineage: Eukaryota; Metazoa; Chordata; Lepidosauria; Squamata; Viperidae. The coding region runs from base 11 to 778 and encodes 255 amino acids. The record is from RefSeq and is a predicted model, not a curated record. The transcript is spliced from 2 exons.